This is a messenger RNA of Drosophila elegans, 4650 nucleotides long. RefSeq names its product protein diaphanous (gene dia). The coding region runs from base 176 to 3457 and encodes 1093 amino acids. The record is from RefSeq and is a predicted model, not a curated record. The transcript is spliced from 5 exons. NCBI's taxonomy places the organism in Eukaryota, Metazoa, Arthropoda, Insecta, Diptera, Drosophilidae. Gene Ontology annotation, cellular component: actin filament; cytoplasm. Gene Ontology annotation, molecular function: microtubule binding; small GTPase binding; actin binding. Gene Ontology annotation, biological process: actin cytoskeleton organization; actin filament polymerization.
AAACAAACAAAAAGCCAGAGACCAAAAACAACAACCACAACAAAAGCCGUUUGAUCGCGAGUGUGUUUGUGUGUGCCUGUGUGAGAGUGGCAAGCCAUUAUUUUUCUGGUCUUAUGACGUAAACCACCGAAAAAAAAUCAAAAGUGAGCAGGCGACACAGAUAUCAAAACGAAGAAUGUCUCGUCACGAGAAAGGCAAAUCUACGGGUGGCGGGCUCUUGGAUAGUCUCUUCGGAAGACCCUCAAAAUCCAAAGGUGGAACAAUCAGCAGUGGAACUUUAACCCAUGGCGGGCGACCCGUAUCAACGGAUAAUUAUGUGGUGCCGGGCGUGGAGGAUUUCGAGCAGUAUAUCCAACAGCUUUCCGUUGCGGAGCUGGAUGCCAAAUUCCUGGAGAUCAUAGAGGAUAUGAACAUACCCAAGGAUAAGAGGGAGCCCCUGUUGGCUAAAUCCAAGGAGGAGCGCCAAAAGAUGAUUAUGUGGCACUUAAAAGGUAAAAACUCACUGGAGCGUAGCGCCAAUUCGCGGUUCGAGAAGCCCAUUGACUACGUGGAAUAUCUGCAGAAUGGAGAGCACAGCACGCACAAAGUGUACCAGUGCGUGGAAUCUCUGCGCGUGGCGCUCACCAGCAAUCCGAUCUCGUGGAUCAAGGAAUUCGGGGUGGCGGGCAUUGGGACAAUUGAAAAACUGUUGGCCAAGUCGAAGAAGGAUUCCAGCUAUGAGAAGAUUGAGUUCGAGGCGAUUCGCUGCCUGAAGGCCAUCAUGAAUAAUACGUGGGGCCUGAAUGUGGUUCUCAAUCCGGAUCAGCAUAGUGUGGUGCUGCUGCUGGCGCAAUCCCUCGAUCCCCGCAAGCCACAGACCAUGUGCGAAGCCCUCAAACUGCUGGCCUCUUUCUGCAUUGUCUACGAGCGUAAUGGCUACGAGAAGGUGCUGCGAGCUAUUACCACAAUAGCAGCCACAUCCUUCAAGGCUAGCGAACGAUUUCGACCCAUAGUGGAUGCUCUGUUUCAGGAUCAACAGGAUCCCAAGCGGGAGUUGGCCUGUCACAGUUUGAUAUUCAUCAAUACUCUCACAAACACACCCACGGACUUGAAUUUCCGACUGCAUCUGCGAUGUGAGAUAAUGCGGAUGGGUCUGUACGAUCGCCUGGAGGAGUUUACCAAAAUCGUGGAGACCAGCAAUAAUGAGGCAUUGCAGCAGCACUUCAAGAUCUUCAACGAGAUUCGGGAGGAUGAUUUCGAGGAAUUUGUGCAGCGCUUCGAUAACGUCACCUUCAACAUGGACGAUGCCACGGAUUGCUUUGAUGUGCUGAAGAACCUGGUGACGGACACCACUUCUGAACCCUACUUCCUGUCCAUCUUGCAGCACUUGCUCUAUAUCAGGGAUGAUUUCUACUUCCGGCCUGCGUACUAUCAACUGAUUGAGGAGUGCAUCUCGCAGAUUGUCUUCCACAAGGGCUACUGUGAUCCGAACUUUGAGAACCGGAACUUUAACAUUGACACCUCACUGCUGCUCGACGAUAUUGUGGAGAAGGCCAAGGCCAAGGAGUCCAAGCGAUCGGAGGAGUACGAGAAGAAGAUCGAACAGCUCGAGAGCGCCAAGCAGGAGGCCGAGGCGAAGGCAGCUCAUCUCGAGGAGAAGGUCAAGCUGAUGGAGGCUAACGGUGUGGCGGCUCCUUCGCCCAAUAAGUUGCCCAAAGUGAAUAUACCCAUGCCGCCGCCACCGCCAGGAGGAGGAGGAGGUGGUAGUGGUCCACCUCCUCCACCACCGCCUCCCAUGCCGGGCAGAGCUGGUGGUGGACCACCGCCUCCUCCGCCACCUCCCAUGCCGGGAAUGGCUGGUGGACCGCCGCCACCACCUCCCAUGCCCGGAAUGGGAGGUCCACCGCCUCCGCCCAUGCCUGGCAUGAUGCGCCCGGGCGGCCCUCCACCGCCGCCCAUGAUGAUGGGCCCCAUGGUGCCGGUGUUGCCUCAUGGCCUCAAACCGAAGAAGAAGUGGGAGGUCAAGAAUCCCAUGAAGCGGGCCAACUGGAAGGCUAUUGUUCCUGCCAAAAUGUCCGAUAAGGCGUUCUGGGUUAAGUGCCAGGAGGAUAAGUUGGCCCAGGAUGAUUUCCUUGCCGAACUGGCCGUUAAAUUCUCCUCCAAGCCCGUGAAGAAAGAGCAAAAGGAUGCGGUGGACAAGCCGACGACGCUGACCAAGAAAAAUGUCGAUCUGCGUGUGCUGGACUCAAAGACUGCCCAGAAUUUGGCCAUCAUGUUGGGUGGAUCGCUGAAGCACCUAUCGUAUGAACAGAUCAAGAUUUGCCUGCUGCGCUGCGACACCGCCAUUCUGUCCUCCAAUAUUCUGCAGCAACUUAUUCAAUACUUGCCGCCGCCAGAGCAACUUAAGCGUCUGCAGGAGAUCAAGGCCAAGGGAGAACCACUUCCACCCAUUGAGCAAUUUGCAGCCACGAUAGGGGAAAUCAAACGUCUGUCGCCGCGUCUUCACAACCUUAACUUUAAGCUUACGUAUGCGGAUAUGGUGCAGGAUAUUAAACCCGAUAUUGUGGCAGGAACGGCAGCUUGCGAAGAGGUGCGGAAUAGCAAGAAGUUCUCCAAGAUCCUGGAACUCAUACUCCUGCUCGGCAACUAUAUGAACUCGGGCUCCAAAAACGAGGCCGCCUUUGGCUUUGAGAUCAGCUAUCUCACCAAGCUGUCCAACACAAAAGAUGCGGACAAUAAGCAGACAUUGCUGCACUAUCUGGCCGAUCUUGUGGAAAAGAAAUUCCCAGAUGCCCUCAACUUCUACGAUGAUCUAUCGCAUGUGAAUAAGGCGUCGCGAGUUAACAUGGAUGCCAUCCAAAAGGCGAUGAGACAGAUGAAUUCGGCGGUAAAGAAUCUGGAAACAGAUCUGCAGAACAACAAGAUCCCGCAGUGUGAUGAUGACAAGUUUAGCGAGGUGAUGGGCAAGUUUGCCGAGGAAUGCAGACAGCAAGUGGAUGUGUUGGGCAAAAUGCAGCUGCAAAUGGAGAAGCUGUACAAGGAUCUCAGCGAGUACUAUGCCUUCGAUCCCACCAAAUACACCAUGGAGGAGUUCUUUGCGGACAUCAAGACCUUCAAGGAUGCCUUCCAAUCGGCGCACAACGACAAUGUGCGGGUGCGCGAGGAGCUGGAAAAGAAGCGUCGUCUGCAGGAGGCACGCGAACAGUCGGCACGGGAGCAACAGGAGCGACAGCAGCGUAAGAAGGCAGUGGUUGACAUGGAUGCCGCACAGACGCAGGAGGGCGUAAUGGAUAGUCUCUUGGAGGCCCUGCAAACGGGCUCUGCCUUUGGGCAGCGAAACCGACAGGCCCGCCGUCAGCGUCCAGCGGGAGCGGAACGGAGGGCCCAACUCAGUCGGAGUCGUUCACGGACGCGUGUCACCAACGGACAGCUGAUGACCCGCGAGAUGAUCCUCAAUGAGGUUCUAGGCUCUGCGUAGAAAUGAUGAAUCAAGCAAUUCCCCCUCUGUACAUAUAUAUAAAUAGACAUCUGUAGAGAUCUAAGGGCCUAGGAUCAUUAGCUGUGUACAUCUGUGAAUCCGUGUGUGUGUGUGUAGCUUUGCUUACAUAUCAACUCGAUUGGCGUGUCCGUUGGGUUUAAAGAAAGUAUGGAUAGCCAGCACUUAGAACUAUUUCGACAGCCACAAAGUACUAAAUCAAUGGGCUAGUCAUAGAUCGAUUUUUGGGAACAAUAUAUUGCUGAUGAAUGGAACUCGUGGUUUAAAUGAGACAAACAAUUGGUUAAUUGCUUAGAUGUUUUGAUUUAUAUUUUAACAUUUUUGUAAAAGAUUUGUUUACUUUUUAGCAGUUUGUAUAAACAAUUGGUUAAUUGCUUAGAUGUUUUGAUUUAUAUUUUAACAUUUUUGUAAAAGAUUUGUUUACUUUUUAGCAGUUUGUAUAAACAUAAAUUCUUAAAUUUGAAAUUCGUGAGCACAAUGAGCAACUAAAUAAAAAAUCAUUUAGAUAUAUUUAAAUACACAGAUUGGCAGGCCGAUUUAAGUUUCCAACUUAAUCUAAGUAAAUCAUCCAUUUAUUCUAAAAAUAAAGAAGGUGAGAUGUGAUUCAAUUUAGGAACUGGCUUUACAUUUAAAUGCCAACCAGAAAGCAUAGAAAGAUUAUAUUAUAUUUUGUUUAUAAAAUGUUUAAGAGUAUUGUGUAGCAUUUUCCACGAGUCCUGCAAUCAGCAAUGUUAAAAAAAAAACCGUAAAAUCCUAAAUAUGCUACCCCAUAUGAAAAAAAACAUAUAUUUUUUAUACGCUUUUAUUACAGAAACUGAAAACCCGGUAACUGAUGCCUAUUCUUAUUCUAAAUACUUGUAAAAUGAAAUGAGAAACCAAUUCAGACAAUUAAUUAUCGACUGAUCUGUGUCUUGUGGUUUUAUACACACUCUAUUCCUAUUCUACUGUGGCAUGUUCCGAUCAUUUUGUUGUGCACAUCGUUUUCGAGGCACUCAAUAGGGCGAGAUAUAUAUCAAAAUGAAAUUCCUUUUGUAUUUAAUUUGUUUUUAAGCGAAACUCUUUUAAAUUGUUUAUUUUAAUUCCCUUAAUCCACGCUAUACAUAACAUUGUUAAUUAAUGCCUAUAUUUUUGGACAAUGAUCGUAUAUUGAAAAUAAACUUUUACCAAAACUAUAA